Ananas comosus (pineapple) is the source of this 944-nucleotide messenger RNA. Its product is annotated as stem bromelain-like. Gene Ontology annotation, molecular function: cysteine-type endopeptidase activity. The record is from RefSeq and is a predicted model, not a curated record. The coding region runs from base 1 to 822 and encodes 273 amino acids. Gene Ontology annotation, cellular component: lysosome. The transcript is spliced from 3 exons. NCBI's taxonomy places the organism in Eukaryota, Viridiplantae, Streptophyta, Magnoliopsida, Poales, Bromeliaceae.
AUGACAAACGAGGAGUAUGCAAAUACGUAUGCUGUAGGAAUUGCAGAGCAGGACAUCCCAACAGAUAUAGAGACCGCUCUAGUGGAAGCCGAGUACGAAAACACGCCCUUGAGAGCCACCGUUGAUAGGAGGACCCAAGAUUUAAGUGCCGUGACACGGAGUCAUACCAAAAACACGCCCUUGAGAGCCACUGUUGAUUGGAGGACCGAAGGUGCUGUAACUGAAGUCAAGGACCAAGGAGACUGCGCCAGCUGCUGGGCAUUCGCUGUGGUAGCAACAGUUGAGAGCAUCUACAAGAUCAAGAAAGGCGAACUAAAAUCUCUAUCUGUACAGCAAGUUCUCGAUUGUUCUGACGGCGGUGACUGCUCAGGCGGUAGCCGAUUAAAAGCUUUCCGUUAUAUUGUCGCAAAUAAAGGCUUAACGACGGAGGCUAACUACCCUUACAAGGCGUUUAAAGGGGUGUGCGACAAAACCAAGGAAUCCGAUCAUGCAGCUUACAUUACCGGCUGCAGGUUGGUUACAAGAAACAACGAAGCUAAGCUUAUGAAAGCAGUGAAUGACCAACCAGUGUCGGUCGCAGUUAACGCCAGAACUUGGCAACAUUACAAAGGUGGUAUUUUUGAUGAAGAUUGUUCGCCCGAUGUCACACACAGUGUCGUCAUAGUUGGCUACGGUGAGGAAUCGGGGAAAAAGUAUUGGAUAGUGAAGAACUCAGCCGGCCCUAAAUGGGGCGAAAGUGGAUACAUACGAAUAGCAAAAGAUGUCGCUGCAAAAGAAGGAUUAUGUGGUAUUGCCACAGCUCCUCUCUACCCGUAUAUCUGAUUCAUUUCCGCUUGUUGUUUCGGUUCUAGUGAUAUGAGUUUCAACAGUUACUUUCAUUUGAAGAUUGAAAUAAAAAAGUACGAUAUCGGUAUCGUUUAAUAGAGUAUGCUGCUUGUGCUAAA